Ctenocephalides felis (cat flea) is the source of this 1168-nucleotide messenger RNA. RefSeq names its product venom protease-like. Gene Ontology annotation, molecular function: serine-type endopeptidase activity. NCBI's taxonomy places the organism in Eukaryota, Metazoa, Arthropoda, Insecta, Siphonaptera, Pulicidae. Gene Ontology annotation, biological process: proteolysis. The transcript is spliced from 9 exons. The record is from RefSeq and is a predicted model, not a curated record. Bases 71 to 1168 code for a protein of 365 amino acids.
AAAAAAUUUAAAAGAGUGAUAUCAUUUAUUUAUUUUGUAGCAUAUUAUUAAUUGCAUAAGGUCUCUCACAAUGAAUUUGUGGUCUCUUUUUCUUGUGAUCCAGUCGAUAGGUUUUACUUCUAUUUUAGCACAAGGCGGAGAUAGAUCAACGCCUUGCUCGACUCCUGAACGUAGGCAGGGUGCGUGCGUCAACAUCAGGCGUUGUGUUCCCUUGAUCAGAGUUCUUCAGGCUGCUGCCAGGCAACCAGAAGCCGCCGUCUAUUUGAGAAACAGCGUUUGCGGGUAUGAGGGGUCCGACCCAAAGGUCUGCUGCGCUCUAGUUGCAACACCAACUACUAGCAAGCCCGCACCAAUAACAAAAGGUUUAUUAACUAAAGAAAAUGGCUGUGGAUUCAGUAAUGCAACUCAUCCGAAAGUGGUUGGUGGUACGCCUGCUGAAUUGAAUUCUUGGCCAUGGUUAGCAGUUUUAGGCUACAGAAGAGGAGAUGGUACUUACCGUUGGCUAUGUGGAGGAACAUUGGUUUCUGACAGACACAUCGUGACGGCAGCGCAUUGCGUUUUUGGACGAGACGAUCUGGAAAUGGUGCGUCUUGGAGAAUUGGACUUAGCUUCCACAAAUGAUGGUGCACAUCCAAUAGAUAUUCCGAUAGCAGAGAAAAUCAUGCACGAACAAUAUAACAGAAAGUCUUCUACAAAUGAUAUUGCUGUUUUAACAUUGCGCAGCCCUGUUACAUUUUCUGAAUCUAUAAAACCAAUAUGUCUACCAACACCAAGUGAUGUUAGAAAUGAUGUCUAUGUUCGCAAAUUUCCAUUUGUUGCUGGAUGGGGAGCCUUACGAUUUGGUGGGCCUUCAGCUACUAAACUUCAAGAACUUCAAAUACCAGUGGUGACCAAUGAACAGUGCAAAGAAAACUACGCGAGCUUUAAAGCUCAGAUUAUCGAUGAACGGGUUUUGUGCGCUGGAUACGCCAAUGGUGGCAAAGAUGCUUGCCAGGGCGACAGCGGUGGGCCACUUAUGUUGCCAGUGAUCAAUGAUAACCGGGACGGAUACCAUUAUUACCUGAUAGGUGUGGUUUCUUACGGAUUCAAAUGUGCUGAACCAGGAUUUCCUGGAGUCUAUACCAGAGUGUCACAGUUUUUGCCAUGGAUAGAAUCAAAGUUGCUUUAA